GCAGCUCGUUCCAGGCGGCUGGGACCAUGGGACUUCUGUGGACACGUGUCCUCGGAUGAAAGGGCCUCCCUCCAUUCGGGCUGCACAGGGGUGCGGCUGUGAUUGUAGGGCGUCUCUGCCCAGUGGCUGCUGUGAUUUGAGAUCCCUGGGUGUCCUGGGUGGCUGACUCUGGGCGCUGCGGAUGGGAUGGCCGGGUGCAGCCUCUCCCAGAGGCUUCGGGCCUUGGGGGCCUUGGCUGGAGCCGCCCUCCUCUUCACCCUGUGGCUCCUGUGGCAACUUGGGCCGGCCCCCGCGAGGGUCCCCGCGCCCCCGCGAACGCUCCUCAUCCUCGUCUGGCACUGGCCCUUCGCCGACCAGCCCCCCGAGCUGCCCAGCAACACCUGCACCCGCUACGGCGUGGCCCACUGCCACCUGAGCACCAACCACAGCCUGCUGGCCAGCGCGGACGCCGUGGUCUUCCACCACCGCGAGCUGCAGACCCGGCGGGCCCACCUGCCCCUGGCCAGCCGGCCGAGGGGGCAGCCCUGGGUGUGGGCCUCCAUGGAGUCGCCCAGCCACACCCACGGCCUCGGUCGCCUCGGCGGGAUCUUUAACUGGGUGCUAAGCUACCGGCGAGACGCCGAUAUCUUCGUGCCCUAUGGCCGGCUGGAGCCCCACGAGGGCCCCGCGCCGCCCCUGCCGGCCAAGAAGGGGGUGGCGGCCUGGGUGGUCAGCAACUUCCAGGCGCGGCAGCAGCGCGUGCAGCUGUACCGGCGGCUGGCGCCCCACCUGCGCGUGGACGUGUUCGGCCGCGCCAACGGGAAGCCGCUGUGCGCCAGCUGCCUGCUGCCCGCCGUGGCCCGGUACCUCUUCUAUCUGUCUUUCGAGAACUCACAGCACCGAGACUACAUCACCGAGAAGUUCUGGCGCAACGCACUGGCAGCCGGGACGGUUCCCGUGGUGCUGGGGCCCCCGAGGGCCAACUACGAAGCCUUUGCACCGGCUGACGCCUUCGUGCACGUGGACGACUUCGGCUCGGCCCAGGAGCUGGCCUCCUUCCUGGCUGGCAUGAACGCCAGCGGCUACCGGCGCUACCUGGCCUGGCGGGACCGGCUCCGAGUGCGGCUGUUUGAGGACUGGAGCGAGCGCUUCUGCGCCGUCUGCGCCCAAUACCCCCACUUGCCUCGAGGCCAGGUGUACUGGGACCUCAAGGCCUGGUUCCAGGCCUGAGCUCUGGCCCCACGAGGAGGAGGCUGAGGAGGGAGGCUGGGCGCCGGUGGUGGAGGUGGAAGGGCUGGGUGUUGAAAUCAAACCACUGGGCAUCCGGCCCCCACAGGCCAUCAGGAUCGUGCAGAGGCUGGGUUAGAAACUGGAAAGCAGAGGUCAGGUGGGAGUGGGCUGGUCCGGGCAGACUGCCUAGAGAAGGAGGCUGGCGGGCACUGGAGCAGGCACUGGGGGGUGAAGGUGAGAGUGGGAGAGAGUUAGUGGAGGUGCAUGGGGCGAGUUGAUCUAAGAUACAGGCUCCCAAGGACCUCCGAGGACCUCCCUCCCCACCUUGAUAAAACCCCAAUGGGAUCGGCUGUCCCAGACACCAGCUGGGAGAGGCCAGGGGUUGGGCCCUCCUGCAGUCUGGAGGGGAAAACUCUGAGCCCCCAAACCUCCUCUGUCACCGAGGUCCCUUGGCUUGGGCCAUGCAGGUACAUCACCCACACCCUGCACUGUGCUGGAGCCGGGCCUGGGGACGCCAGGACAAGCCAGACUGUCUGCAUCUCUGGGAGGGACAGCGAUCAGUAAAGAAAGGGAGGACAAGAA
Molecule: messenger RNA, 1791 nt
Organism: Enhydra lutris kenyoni (northern sea otter)
Lineage: Eukaryota; Metazoa; Chordata; Mammalia; Carnivora; Mustelidae
Product: fucosyltransferase 7
Exons: 3
Coding region: 187-1209 (340 amino acids)
Cellular component (GO): membrane
Molecular function (GO): alpha-(1->3)-fucosyltransferase activity
Source: RefSeq, a predicted model, not a curated record